UAAGUAUCUACUAAGAACAAUACUUUAGAAUUUUACUUAGUUUUGAAAAUAUACUUUUAUUGAAUUUUUCCUACUACGCUAACUCAAUCAAAAUGGAUCAAUACCAUCGAAAACUGAUUAACAACUGUAUGUCUCAAUUAAUAAAUGCUACUUUUGAUUUAAAAACUAUUGUUGAUACUCUAUUAGAAAAAAAUGUGAUAAAUGAAUGGAUGAAAGAUUAUAUUUUGGAUCCCCAAGAAGAUUCAGUAAAAAAAUUAUAUGAAUUAAUUCAAGGACGGGGGCCAAAAGCAUUUACAGAUUUAUGCAAAGUAUUAAAAGAAACAAACAACAUAAAAGCUUUCAACAUUUUAAUUUCAUCCAAAACAAGUGAGAAAGGGGAACAACAACUUAGUUCAAUUAAAGUAUUAGACGCUACGUUUGAAAAUACCAUAUUAGAACUGGAUCAACCUUAUGUCAAAAUUCAUCCAGAACGUAAACUCAUGGAUAAUGAUAAAACACUUUUACCAAUUGGUACUUAUCCAAUGAAAUCAAAUCCUAAGGGUCAUGCAUUGUUUUUAAGUAUUAAUGAUAUAAAAGAUAAUGAUAAAAGAACAGGAUUAGAUGUUAACAUGGCAAACUUAAAUAAAUUAUUUAAAAGCCUAGGAUAUAUUGUUCACACAAAAGUAGAUGUAACUGAAAAGGAAAUUAAAAAUGUUAUCGAUGCAUUUGUAAAUAUAUGCUAUAGUGGAAAAGCUAACUCCAUUAUUGUUUUUAUAAUGUGUCAUGGUCAUGCUGGAAAAGAUGCAACCAGAUUAUCAGAUGUAUUUACUACGGAUGGUUUUACUAUUAAUACUGACUGGCUCAUUGAACAAUUUGUAAAUAAAGGCUUAACCAUAAAUAUACCCAAGUUAUUUUUUAUUGAUGCGUGUCGAGGAAGAAACCAUGAAUUUGGCUGGAAAUAUUGUGAUGGUGGAAAAAAUUAUUUACAAAAUAGGAAUAAACCUCCGUUUACAAUUAGGAACCUCUAUUAUAGAGACGUGUUCAUAGCAUAUGCCACACUUCCUGGGUGUACUGCAAAACAUGAUCCUUUAGAUGGGUCAUGGUUUGUACAAAAAUUGUGUCAAGUAUUUCGGGAAAAAGCUUGUGAUACUGAUUUGUUUCAAAUGAUUCAAUUGGUGGACAUUGAAUUAGAAAAACUGAAUAGCAUUGAGCGUGGGUUUCAAACAGUAGAAUGGAUUUGCAGAGGUUUCAACAAAUAUUUUUACUUUAAUCCAGGUUUAUAUGAUGAUAAUUCAGAUCAUAAUUGAAUGACUACUUUAAUCCUACAAAAGUGUGCUAUUAGUCAUUAG
Messenger RNA from Rhopalosiphum padi (bird cherry-oat aphid), 1328 nucleotides. RefSeq names its product caspase-3-like. The record is from RefSeq and is a predicted model, not a curated record. The transcript has 9 exons. Gene Ontology annotation, molecular function: cysteine-type endopeptidase activity. NCBI's taxonomy places the organism in Eukaryota, Metazoa, Arthropoda, Insecta, Hemiptera, Aphididae. Gene Ontology annotation, biological process: regulation of apoptotic process; proteolysis.